GAAGGCCACUGUAGCGAUGGCCACCACAACAUAACAGGAACCCCUCGCGAUCCGCACAGCUCAGCUCACAAUGAGUGGCCGACCAUUGAAGCGUCAGAAAGUCGACGACAGCGCCCAGAAAAGCUCCCCUGCUCGUUCUGCCAAACCCUCCAAUGCCCCCACCACCUACGGCAGCAAGUCGCAAUCAUCGCCGGCUGUGCACUCCACGAUCCAGUCAAAUUCAGAUGCCAAGGCCGAAUGGUUAGCGGCGAAAGCAAUUGCGGCCAAACGGGCUGCCACCAGACCAAGAAAGUCGAGGGAGCUCCCGCCAAAGGAGGAGCUGAGUGUAUACGAUGACUUUGAGGGCGCACAUCAGGCCCGCAGGCCUGCUGCUUUGUCGAGAGGAAGGACACCGAAACCACCGCUGAAUGGGAGUGUCGAACGAAGUGCAGAUGGUGACAAUCCCGAAAGUCAUACGAAGACGCGAGCUUCACGGAUUGUCAGCCAGGGAAAUGGCCGUGUCACCGAAACAGGAGCCCCGAAGAAGACUUUCGAAGACGAGAUACACGAGAUAGAGGAGAAGGCGCGACAACAGACGCAAAAUGACGACAGUGCGGAUGAGUUGGCUGAGCAGAGCGGUUCUAAGCGCGGUUCUGCUAGAAGAGCGAGCCAAAGAGCUACUGCAGCGAAGACGGUCGUCGCUGGGACACACACAGGACCUCAGGAUCGAAGGACGGGAACCAGUCCGCGAGACCAGUCUCUGGAGAUUCCCGAGAGCGACGAAGAGGACCACAUGGUUAUUGAUCGGCCAGAUGAGACGUUGGUGCAGGAUGACAUGGAUUUCAAUCAGUUGGCAAGGCAGAAAGAGGUCACGCCCAAGGCUGCGAUUGCGAAGAGACUGAUCGUCCCCACGAAAGCUUCCAUCACCCAACCAACUCGAAAUGCUGAGGCCAAGAUCAUUCGAACUACGGGAUCGAAACCUCGGCGCGAUGCUGAUGUGAAGCCCAUGCGGAAGGCCAUUGCGACAGACAGGAACUCCUUCGACGAUGACCACCUACAAUGUAUCCAGAAUGUCGUGCUCGAGAAGGCUACGGGAAAGCGGCCGAUCUUGCUCACCAAUCUGGACGACGAAUACGCCAAAGUGGCGACUGUCAUCUCCCAGACUAUCACUGCGGGCGAGAGCAACAGUAUGCUAAUCAUUGGUGCACGUGGAAGUGGCAAGACAGCCAUGGUCAACCAAAUUCUCCGUAAACAAAGCGAGACUCAUGCUGAUCACUUCCACGUUGUGCGACUCAGUGGCUUUAUCCACACAGACGAUAAGAUCGCUCUAAGGGAGAUCUGGAGACAGCUUGGAACGGAAAUGGAACUAGACGAAGAUGAAGCUACAAGCAAGAACUAUGCGGACACGAUGACAAGGCUACUUGCACUGUUGUCGCAUCCGACCGAGCAUGGGAUCGAGACUGAGCGGGUCACCAAAAGCGUGAUCUUCGUUCUGGACGAGUUCGAGCUAUUUGCAGGCCAUCCGAGACAGACGCUGUUGUAUAACCUGUUCGAUAUCGCUCAAAGCCGGAAAGCUCCCAUUGCUGUUCUGGGAUUGACAACCAGAAUCGAUGUUGUUGAGAGCCUGGAAAAGCGGGUGAAGUCCAGGUUCAGUCACCGAUAUGUGCAUCUGAGCUUGUCAAAGAACUUGAAUGCUUUUGAGCAGACAUGCCGGAGCGCGGUGGCACUUCGUCCCGAGGAGUUCACUAAUAAGGAACUGGAAAUUCUCGCCAAAGGCAAAGAAUUAACCGCUCCUGCGUUGUCGAGCUGGAGUUCUGUCACAGACCAAUUACUGGCUUCCGACACCUGCAAAAAGUUCCUGCAAAGACUCUAUUACACCACGAAAUCUAUGCCUGAUUUCCUCGUUGCUCUUACGCUGGCAUUGGCAACUCUGCCGACAGCGUCACAAACCAUUACAUCCGUCUUUGAUCACAUUUCUGCUAAUAUGACGAGUACGAGCAUCCUGCAGGCUCCCGACUCCAAGCUCAUUCUGCUGCAUGCUCUCAGCACUCUUCAACUUGCGCUGCUGAUAUGCGCAGCUCGCUUGACCAACAUCUACGAUACCGAGCUUGUCACUUUCGCUCUUGUCUAUGAAGAGUACAAAGUAAUCGCGAGCAAGGCCAAGCUUCACGCAAGCGCGAGUGGGGGAAUCGCAAGCAGUAGAGUAUGGAGCAAGAAUGUCGCCAGGAAUGCUUGGGAAGAGCUGGUCAAUGUCGGCUUGGUCGUGGAGGAUGGUAGGAGUGCCGGUGCAAAGACCAGCAGAGUUGACGUAGGACUCGAAGAACUUGGGGGCAGCGGGGCUGAUUUAGGCGGAUGGGGAAAGUGGUGUAGAGAGAUUUGAGCGGCUGAAUAUCGAACGCCACAGUAAAUCCACCACAUGCCCGGGCUUGAUCCUGUUUCCGGUCGCACGGGUUGCGCGCCAAACCGCCGCAUAAACUACGACACCUCCCCUCGACCAGACACAGAGCAUAACAGACCACCAAGUCAGCGCGGACUUGGCUUGUAGUAGUAACUCUGCCACAUCUGGUUUCUGGCAUGCUUGUUGUGGCUGGUUUUCGCUAUUCUUGCCUGCCCACACGUACCCGAGCUGCAGCCCAUAUUGGAGGCAGGAUGCAAGCGCUGUUUUCAACAGUAGGUUACAGUGCUUCCACUCACAGGACGGCUUGCCAACGACAAUUCCGGUGGGCAUCCUCGUCCAGUACUGGCGCCAUAUAAAGCCUACUACUAGGCUUCACGGUGAGGCUCAACCUGUGCGCUCCUCAUCACAUAGGCGAUAGAUUUCGUGCUCGAGUGUUUUCUUGCGCCAUCGUUGUAUCUUUCGAUUGCUGAAUCACC
Messenger RNA from Sphaerulina musiva SO2202, 2853 nucleotides. RefSeq lists its product as uncharacterized. NCBI's taxonomy places the organism in Eukaryota, Fungi, Ascomycota, Dothideomycetes, Mycosphaerellales, Mycosphaerellaceae. Gene Ontology annotation, biological process: DNA replication; DNA replication initiation. Gene Ontology annotation, molecular function: DNA replication origin binding. The record is from RefSeq and is a predicted model, not a curated record. The coding region runs from base 71 to 2359 and encodes 762 amino acids. Gene Ontology annotation, cellular component: nucleus; nuclear origin of replication recognition complex. The transcript has a single exon.